Messenger RNA from Dichomitus squalens LYAD-421 SS1, 1562 nucleotides. RefSeq names its product cellobiohydrolaseI. Gene Ontology annotation, biological process: carbohydrate metabolic process. NCBI's taxonomy places the organism in Eukaryota, Fungi, Basidiomycota, Agaricomycetes, Polyporales, Polyporaceae. The record is from RefSeq and is a predicted model, not a curated record. Gene Ontology annotation, molecular function: hydrolase activity, hydrolyzing O-glycosyl compounds. The transcript has 3 exons. Bases 35 to 1408 code for a protein of 457 amino acids.
UCGACGACAACAACUCAACGCCUAGCUGACCGACAUGUUCCCCUCCGUCGCUCUGCUUUCGCUCUCCUUCCUUGCGAUCACCUACGGUCAGCAAGUCGGCACUCUCACCGCCGAGACCCAUCCCAAGCUGAGCAUCUCGCAAUGCUCCACCGGUGGUAGCUGCGAGACCCUGCAGAGAUCGGUCGUGCUCGAUUCAAACUGGCGUUGGCUCCAUUCGACCAGCAGCAGCACUAAUUGCUACACGGGCAACACUUGGGACGCUUCACUGUGCCCCGACCCUGUCACUUGCGCGCAGAACUGCGCUCUCGACGGUGCAGACUAUGCUGGCACCUACGGUAUCACCACCAACGGCAACUCCCUCAGUCUCAAAUUCGUGACCCAGUCGGCCCAGAAGAAUGUCGGCUCCCGCGUCUACCUUCUCUCGGAAGACGACACUACCUAUGAGAUGUUCAACCUCAAGAAUCAGGAGUUCACGUUCGACGUCGACAUGUCCCAGCUCCCCUGCGGUCUCAAUGGCGCGCUCUACUUCGUCGAGAUGGACUCCGACGGUGGAAAGUCCCGCUUCCCCAACAACAAGGCUGGUUCUGCCUACGGUACGGGUUACUGUGAUACCCAGUGCCCGCACGACAUCAAGUUUAUCAACGGCGAGGCCAACAUCCUCAACUGGACCGGCUCGGCUAACGACCCGAACGCGGGUACUGGUCAAUACGGAACGUGCUGUAACGAGAUGGACGUCUGGGAGGCCAACUCGAACGGUGCCGCCGUGACUCCCCACGUCUGCAACGUCCAGGGCCAGACUCGCUGCUCGGGCACCCAGUGCGGUGAUGGCGACGAGCGCUACGACGGUAUUUGCGACAAGGACGGCUGCGACUUCAACUCCUUCCGCAUGGGCGACCAGACGUUCCUUGGUGUAGGCAAGACCGUCGACACCUCCUCCAAGUUCACCGUCGUCACCCAGUUCCUGACCUCGGAUAACACCACCUCCGGCACCCUCUCCGAGAUCCGUCGCCUCUACGUUCAGAACGGGAAGGUCAUCGCGAACUCGAAGGCGAGCAUCGCGGGCUUGGACGCGUACGACUCCAUCACCGACGACUUCUGCAACGCGCAGAAGACGGCGUUCGGCGACACCAACUCGUUCGAGAACCUCGGCGGUCUCCCCGUCAUGGGCGACGCCUUCGCCCAGGGUAUGGCCUUGGUCAUGUCCAUCUGGGACGACUACGCGGCCCAGAUGCUCUGGCUCGACUCUGACUACCCCACCGACGCCGACCCGUCCCAGCCGGGUGUCGCUCGUGGCCCUUGCCCCACGACCUCCGGUGUCCCCUCAGACGUCGAGUCGCAGAGCCCCGACGCGACCGUCAUCUUCUCCAACAUCAAGUUCGGUCCCAUCGGCUCGACCUACACUUCCUAAGUGAGUGCUUUGCGCAGAUCGACCACUUGAUCGACAAUUGACUUCACCCAAGGCGUAGUGUGCAGUGGGGCGAGUCGUCCGCGGCCGCAAAAGUGUCUAGCCUCUCGAUGUCUAUAGUGUCUGUACGUGCUGGGAUAAAUGACAAAUACUUUUC